AGUGCACUUAAAUUCAGAGCCACACUUGAGAACCACGUAAUGAAGAAGAUUUAAAACCCCAAAAAGCUCAACUGGAAUAUUUGUGUUAACAUACAAUUGGGAAUAUCUAACAUGCUAUUACUAAUCAAUGUCAUUCUCACCUUCUGGGUUUCCCGGGCUCACAGACAAGUGAAGACUUGUGAUUUUCCAGACAUAAAACAUGGAAGGCUCUACUAUGAACACUAUUAUAAGCCAAAGUUUCCAGUAUCUGUAGGACAUUAUUAUUCCUAUUACUGUGAUAACAAUUUUGUGACUCCUUCAAGAUAUAGCUGGGAUUAUAUUUAUUGCAGACCAAAAGGAUGGGAACCAGAAGUACCAUGCCUCCGACAAUGUAAUUUUAAUUAUUUGGAACAUGGAAAGUAUCCACCUUAUGGAAAAAACUAUUUACAAGGUGAAUCUGUAAAAGUUGAAUGCCAUUCUGGCUACAGUUUUCCAAAUGAGGAGAACUUAAUGACAUGUACGGAGAAUGACUGGUCCCCUCCUCCCAAAUGCAUUGGUGUCAAAACAUGCUUAAAAUCAGAUAUAGAAGUUAAGAAUGGAUUUAUUUCUGAAUCUGACACUACAUAUCCCUUGAAUAAGGAAAUGCAAUUUAACUGCAAACCAGGAUAUGUAACAGCAGAUGGUAAAACCUCAGGGUCAAUUACAUGUCUGCAAAGUGGAUGGUCAGCUCAACCCAUAUGCAUUAAAUCUUGUGAAAUGCCAGUAUUUGAGAAUGCCAGAGCCAAAAGUGAUAGCACUUGGUUUAAGCUCAAUGACAACUUGGACUAUGUGUGCCGUGAGAGAUAUGAAAGCAGGGAUGGACGUACUACAGGUUCCAUAGUCUGUGGUAAUGAUGGUUGGUCUGAUACACCCACAUGUUAUAAAACAUGUCCAAAAUCAGAUGUAGAAAUUGAGAAUGGAUUUGUUUCUGCGUCUAAAUUUGCGUAUUCCUUAAACAAACAAGCACAAUAUAAGUGUAAACCAGGAUAUGUAACAGCAGAUGGUAGAACCUCAGGAUCAAUUACAUGUUUGCAGAGUGGAUGGUCAACUCAACCCACGUGCAUUAAAUCUUGUGAAAUGCCUGUGUUUGAGAAUGCCAGAGCCAAAAGUAGUAGCACAUGGUUUAAGCUCAAUGACAAAUUGGACUACGUGUGCCGUGAUGGAUAUGAAAGCAGAGGUGGACGCGCCACAGGCUCCAUAGUUUGUGGUAACGAUGGUUGGUCUGAUACACCCACGUGUGAUAAAACAUGUUCAAAAUCAGAUAUAGAAAUUAAGAAUGGAUUUAUUUCUGAACCUGGCACUACACAUCCCUUAAAUAAAGAAAUACAAUUUAACUGUAAACCGGGAUAUGUAACAGCAGAUGGUAAAACUUCAGGAUCAAUUACAUGUCUUCAAAGUGGAUGGUCAGCUCAACCCACGUGCAUUGAAUCUUGUGAUAUGCCAGUAUUUGAGAAUGCCAAAUCCAAGAGUGAUAAAACUUGGUUUAAGCUCAAUGACCAAUUGGACUAUGUGUGCCAUGAUGGAUAUGAAAGCAGAAGUGGACGUGCCACAGGCUCCAUAGUUUGUGGUAACCAUGGUUGGUCUGAUACAGCCACUUGUUAUAAAACAUGUUCAAAGUCAGAUAUAGAAAUUGAGAAUGGAUUUGUUUCUGAAUCUAACUUUACCUAUUCCUUAAAUACACAAGCAGAAUAUAAAUGUAAACCAGGAUACCUAACAGCAGAUGGCCAAACCUCAGGAUCAAUUACAUGUCUGCAAAGUGGAUGGUCAGCUCACCCCACAUGCAUUAAAUCAUGUGAAAUGCCAGUAUUUGAGAAUGCCAGAGCCAAAAAUGAUAGCACUUGGUUUAAGCUCAAUGACACACUGGACUAUGUGUGCCGUGAUGGAUAUGAAAGCAGAGGUGGACGCACCACAGGUUCCAUUAUUUGUGGUUAUGAUGGUUGGUCUGAUUCACCCACAUGUUACGAAAAAGAAUGCAGUAUUCCCCAAAUAGAUGAAUAUUUAAAUGUUGAGCCCAAGAAAGACAGAUACAAAGUUGGAGACGUGUUGAAAUUCUCCUGCAGACAAAGACGUAUACAAGUUGGAGCAGAUUCAGUUCAGUGCCACCACUCUGGAUGGUCCCCUAGUUUUCCAACAUGUAAAGAGGAGGAGAGUACAUGUGGAGAUGUACCUGACCUUGAUCAUGGCUAUGUCGAGCCUUCUGUCCCUCCCUAUCGCCAUGGAGACUCAGUAGCGUUCACUUGCAGAGAAGCAUUUACAAUGAUUGGACACAGAUCAAUUACAUGUAUUCGUGGAAUGUGGACCCAACUUCCUCGGUGCAUUGCAACAGAUAAACUUGAGAAGUGUAAAUUACCAAAGUUAACUGCACGUGAGGUAAAGCUAUCACAUAAGAUUGAAUUUAACCAUAACAGCAACGUAAGUUACAAAUGUAAAGGAAAAUACAAGCACUCAACCUGCAUAAAUGGAAGAUGGGAUCCUGAACUAACCUGUACAGGAAAUAAUUUUAUAGCAACAGGUGAACUUGAGAAAUGUAAAUUACCAAGGUUAAUUGCACGUGAGGCAAAGCUAUCAGAUGAGAUUGAAUUUAAUCAUAACACCAGCAUAAGUUACAAGUGUAAAGGAAAAUACAAACGCUCAAUCUGCAUAAAUGGAAGAUGGUAUCCUGAACCUACUUGCAAAGGAAAAGAAUGCAGUAUUCCCCAAAUAGACGCCUACUUAAAUGUUGAGCCCAAGAAAGACAGAUACAAGGUUGGAGAUGUGUUGAAAUUCUCCUGCAGACAAAGACGUAAAACAGUUGGAGCAGAUUCAGUUCAGUGCUACCACUUUGGAUGGUCCCCUGGUUUUCCAACAUGUAAAGGUCAAGUACAAUCGUGUAGUCCACCUCCUCAACUCCCUAAUGGGAAAAUUAAAGAAGCAAAGAAAGAAGAAUAUGGACACAAUGAAGUGGUGGAAUAUGUUUGCAGUCCUAGAUUUCUGUUGAGGGGUUCUAACAAAGUUCAAUGUAUUGAUGGAGGAUGGACAACGUUGCCUGUGUGUAUUGAGGAGAAGAGUACAUGUGGAGAUGUACCUGGCCUUCAUCAUGGCUAUGUCGAGCCUUCUGCCCCUCCCUAUCGCCAUGGAGACUCAGUAGCGUUCACUUGCAAAGAAGCAUUUACAAUGAUUGGACACAGAUCAAUUACAUGUAUUCGUGGAACAUGGACCCAACUUCCUCAGUGCAUUGCAACAGAUAAGCUUGAGAAGUGUAAGUUACCAAAGUUAACUGCACGUGAGGCAGAGCUAUCAGAUAACGUUGAAUUUAAUCAUAACACCAACAUAAGUUACAAAUGUAAAGGAAAAUACAAGCACUCAAUCUGCAUUAAUGGAAGAUGGGAUCCUGAACUAACCUGUACGGAAGUACAAAUACAGUCGUGCCCACCUCCACCUCAGAUUCCCAAUGCUCAAGAUAUGACAAGUACAGUGAAUUAUCGAGAUGGAGAAAAAAUAUCUGUUCUCUGUCAAGAAAAAUAUCUAAUUCGGGGAGCAGAAGAAAUUGUGUGCAAAGACGGAAGAUGGCAGUCAAUACCACGCUGCGUGGGACCUCAAUUAACUUCCUUCAUGGUACUGCUCUUAAAUUCAGAAUCACUCUUGAUGACGGCUAACAAAACAGUUUUAAAACCUGAACAGCAAAAAUGGAAUAUUUGUAUUAACAUGUCAUUGGGAACAUCUAACAUGCUGUUACUAAUCAAUGUCAUUCUCAUCUUCUGGGUUUCCUGUGCUCACGGACAAGGAAGAACUUGUGAUUUUCCAGAAAUAAAACAUGGAAACAUAUAUGAUGAAAACAGAUAUAAACAAAGCUUCCCAGUUGCUGUGGGAAAAUAUUUCUACUAUUCCUGUCAUUAUAGCUUUGUGUCUCGUUCACAAUCACUCUGGACUGCAAUAAUGUGUACAGAGGAAGGAUGGUCACCAGCACCAAAGUGUCUCAGACAGUGCUUUUUCCCUUGGGUGGAAAAUGGUCAUUCUGCAUCUUCAGGACAAACACACUGGGAAGGUGACACUGUACAAAUUGUCUGUGAUAAGGGCUACAGCCUCCCAAAUAACCAGAGCAACAUUACAUGUAUAGAAAGUGGCUGGUCCAUCCAUCCUAAAUGCAGUCCUCUCCUCUCUAAAGGAACAUGUGGUCCCCCUCCACCGAUCGACAAUGGAGACAUUACCACAUUCCCAUUACCAGCAUAUCCUCCAGGAUCAACAGUUGAGUAUCAAUGCCAGUUCCUCCACCAACUUCAGGGAAACAGGAUUAUAACAUGUAGGAAUGGAGAGUGGUCAAAGCCACCAAAAUGCUUAGAUGCAUGUGUAAUAUCAGAAGAAAAGAUGGAAAAACAUAACAUAGAACUACGAUGGAGGGAUGAGAAAAAAGUUUAUUCUAGAACAGGGGAUGUUGUUGAAUUUGUUUGUAAACCUGGAUAUCGUAGAAAGAGAGACUCCACAGAAUUUCGAGCAACCUGUCAGGAAGGAAAACUGGAGUAUCCCACCUGUGAAAGACAGAGAUUUAACACGCAUUCAUAAAAUCCUCAUGUGUGCAUUUAUUCAGAAUUUGUCAUUAUUAAUCCAAUUCUUCUCAAGUCAUUCCUUCAAGUAUUGUUUAACUCAUUUUGACUCAUACAUCAUAAUUUGUGUUAAAUAUUACGUAGACAAUGUUAGACACCAAUGAAUCACUUCUAAAAGGACCUCAUUAAAACUUGGCUAACCAAAA
Messenger RNA from Equus caballus (horse), 4744 nucleotides. Lineage: Eukaryota; Metazoa; Chordata; Mammalia; Perissodactyla; Equidae. The record is from RefSeq and is a predicted model, not a curated record.